UUUUUUUGCAGAGAAAAAGUGACAUAGACAUGCAGGAAAUGCACGAUUCCGCAAGUGUUUCAGUUCAUACGAAAAGAUUGGAAACAAUUGGGCUGUUUCUGGCAUUCGGGACGUUUUUUCAUUGGUUGUGUCCCAUUUCUGGAGCCGGAAUGGAUUUGCUCACCGGACACGUUCCUGGACCAUUUUACUACCGUCAAGAAAACGUCGUCGAAAAGCCGUGGAAAGAUCUUUGGGAUUGUGUCGGGAAUCUGGACUUUAUAGUCGAUGUGCCUGAACCGUACCUGCGUGAGAAAGUCCGUCGAUCGGGCAUCGGUCACCGUCAGCCCAGGUCAUCCUCAGUGUCAAGAAACCCAUUUGUAAGAGCGAAUGACAAGCGAGGUCGACGUCCGCGUCUCCUCCACGGCGACGCUGCUGCCACGAACGAUUUUCCGUACGUAGUCAGCAUCGUCAAUUCUGCUGUUCCGCGGGAAGGUGUCGCUCGUCCACGCAGUCCUUCGUCGACUGGCCGUCGACAAUGCGCUGGUGCCAUCAUUCACCGACGCCACAUACUGACAGCAGCUUCUUGCGUAUCUGGGUGA
Molecule: messenger RNA, 578 nt
Organism: Notodromas monacha
Lineage: Eukaryota; Metazoa; Arthropoda; Ostracoda; Podocopida; Cyprididae
Source: the annotation of a GenBank genome assembly